AUGAAGCCAACGCCUCCGAGAAUCGGUGACUCGAAACAAAAAAGAAAAUCAUUUCUUUCAAGAAGAGCUGCCCGCAGAGGUCAAGCUCAUGCCCAACAAGCGCUUCCGCCUGACCCGAAAAGAAGUGGAAAGCAUCGCCUCCGAGCUCAAACAAGAAAUCCAGGAACAGGCAAAUCAGCUUUAAAACGAAUAAACGCCAUUUCCCUUCAUUUGCUGCCUGGGGGCCCCACGCUUCAGGUGGCCAGAGUGCAGCAGCAGUUCGCGCCCAGCCGCCAGGGGCCCCCGGGGCCCCUGUACCCUCUCGGGGCCCCCACGGGGGCCCCCGGGGCCCCUGCUGCG
Molecule: messenger RNA, 339 nt
Organism: Eimeria tenella
Lineage: Eukaryota; Apicomplexa; Conoidasida; Eucoccidiorida; Eimeriidae
Exons: 1
Source: RefSeq, a predicted model, not a curated record